This is a messenger RNA of Austrofundulus limnaeus, 2738 nucleotides long. Its product is annotated as high affinity immunoglobulin epsilon receptor subunit alpha. Gene Ontology annotation, biological process: immune response; cell surface receptor signaling pathway. NCBI's taxonomy places the organism in Eukaryota, Metazoa, Chordata, Actinopteri, Cyprinodontiformes, Rivulidae. Gene Ontology annotation, molecular function: transmembrane signaling receptor activity. Gene Ontology annotation, cellular component: external side of plasma membrane. The record is from RefSeq and is a predicted model, not a curated record.
UCUGACACAUCUUGUUGCACCUCAAGCUCCCUUGGUCACCUCRUUCCGUGCCUCUGUUGAGAUUGUUUCAAAGGCUUCGAGGAUCUUCACCGGGGAGAAUCUGGAGCUGAAAUGCAGCGUUCCUGGAGACUACAAGUCAUCCUACUCGAGCUUUCUGUGGUUCAGAGGAUCCCAGAAGCUGCCACAGACCGAGGAGACCAUCAGGCUGUGGAACCUCAAGGUUAAAGAUGCUGGAAAGUUCUCCUGCCAGGGAACAAGAGAUUCAGCUUUGGGAGCCAUAAAAACUCAGCCCAGUCUGCCUGUGGAGGUCUAUGUGGAUGGAGGGUGGGCCAUCCUGCAAACACCACCACACCCUUUCAUCAUUGGAGAAACCAUGAAUUUGUUGUGUCGCCUUCGAGUAAAUUCUCCAAUUCAUGAAACCAUCUUGUACAAGAACGGCAAUGAAGUGAUGAGACAAAAUGGCUUCRGCUUAAAUUUCAUCUUGACCAACGCGACCAUUGAGGACAACGGGAUGUACUCCUGCAGAGCAUCUUGGGAUGUGAGGGGUCAGACAGUCUCUGUGAGCUCUGUUAACACUCCUGUACAGGUUUUAGAGAUUCUGUCCAAGCCGGUGUUGGAGAUUGAUGCUGAUGCAAAGAUUGGAAAGGAUAAAAUUAAGCUCAUCUGCCACGCCCAGUACAAUGCUCCAGCUCCCACCCCUCCCAUUAACUACUACUUUUACAGAAACAACAACCGGCUGGGAACGGCGACUUCAGAGAACCAUGACCUGGUCAGAAAGAUUCCGGGCUGGUACAGCUGCCGGGCCAAGGUGCCACAGUUGGGUCUCUCAGAGUGGAGUGAGGCCCGAAGUUUUGGAGACGUUACAGGAAUACUGAUGCCACGUGCUCCUGUAAACUCACAUCCUGAACAGUUCCUGAUUCAUGAGCACUCAGAGGACUUCACUCCAUCCUUCACUGAGAAAAUCAGUCCAUCCUAAAAACCAGUUUCCAAACCAAACUCCACCUCCAAAAUAUUGAAUUGUUUUCUAGAGCAAUUCAUUUGUUUAAUAUGAAGAUAUCUGGAGUUCCUUUAAACUUAAAAGCUCAUCUUUUUAACAUCAAUCAUGACUGGUCAAUGUUCUAUUAUACACUGAUGCAAAUAUCUGUACCCAGAGUCCAGAUUUUUUGAUGUGUGGUUCUGUUGAAAGGUUAAAUAAUUAACAUUUUACCUGUUGUAAAUAGCUAUUUGAAUGGAUCGAUGACAGCUAGUCGGAGGAGGGAUAAAACAAAAGUGGAUUGCUGGUAACUUUAAAGGUCAAAUUUCUAAAACUCUCAUAAAAUUGAUGCAACUGGUAUUUUAUUUACAUUUACUGUGAGUUUCACUUUCAAGUGCAGAUAGCAGCAGCUAGCUGUAGCUCUUCCUGUGCACCUCCUGCAACAACCUAUGUAAUAAGAAACUAAUGGUGAUGUAAAGGUUAACAAAAUAGCUUGAAUCACAAAAUGUUUUUGAGACUGAAGUAGUAUGAAGGCGGCUCUAAUUUCUUUAUACUGAGUUUGUUGAAAAGAGCUAUCUACAACAGAUAAGAUAUUCAUUGUUCAUAACAUUUCCAYAAAACCUUACUUUAAAAAAUUUGGAAUCAUGCCUUUACCGCUUCAUAAAACUUUAUACAUGAAGUCGUUUGCAACUGCUGUCAUAUUUUUAAUCAAAUAAAACAUUCUGUGUUUCUGCUGAACUUUAUUAUCAAUGAACACAUUUCAUGAACUAGCUUAUAGAAAAAACUUUGUACAUAAAUAAUGGAAAAGCCAAGAGAUACCGCUGAAAUGUUCUACAUUACAGAAAGAUAGUAAUUCUAACCAGACUUAAAAUACCUUUAAUAAUAUAGCAAUGGAUCACACUGAAUAUGUUGCAUGCUAAAACAAAUGUAAAUUCUUCACAUAAUUUUUGAUUAUACAAAAAAACACUGAGGGAAAUCAAGGCGAUAGUUGCAGGUGUACAGUAACAGAAACCACAAAAGCACGUCAGUGUACACACAUGAAGGACUCAGGCAUGGAGCUGGUAGCAGGUCAUGGGAUCAAAACACUUUAAAGUAUAAAUAAAUAUUUCAAAGUUAAAAUGAAGAUUUAAUCUACAGAGUGAGUCAAAAGUCAAAGGACACCUUUUAUCUCAAAAAAUAACCAGGAAAAUUAAAAUUCCGCAACAAGUAAUGGGUGAGGGGGGAAAGAGGUACGUGCUACUCUAYCUUUUAGGCUAUAACCAAAAUAUAGCCACCAUCAUGAAAGCCAUGUUGGCACUUUUUUCCUGUGGGAAGCUGGUAAUUUAGAAAUAUCAAUUAAGAUUAGAAUUGCCUCAAAAAUGGAUUGCUACUAUCAAAAGUUACUAGCAAAAACGUUGCAACAACUAGAACGUUGCCUGUGAUACUCAGCUGUUUGAAGUGUUGCUGUUGCUGAACAUACCACCCAUCUUCAGUACCUGUGACAAAUACAAGGUUUGAGUUUUUUGUCUUGAUAUAUUCUGAACCACAAGAAAUGUUGCAGAUCUGAUUUUGGCAAUCUAUUUCUGGGACAAAUCUGAUCGUCUUUGAUAUGCUACAUMUCUUUCCAAUGGAAAAAUUGGGGGCUCUCAAGAUGGUGGUAAUGGUCAAAAAGAUAGGCCGCCUCACUCAUUACUUCCUGGGCUUUUAACAUAUUUCAUAUUUUCUUUCAUCUCUUUUGACUCAUCCUGUGUAAUACAGUGUUAACAUAAUUAUUCUUUACAUUAUA